Pygocentrus nattereri (red-bellied piranha) is the source of this 5727-nucleotide messenger RNA. RefSeq names its product tropomodulin 1 (gene tmod1). Gene Ontology annotation, molecular function: tropomyosin binding. Bases 472 to 1611 code for a protein of 379 amino acids. NCBI's taxonomy places the organism in Eukaryota, Metazoa, Chordata, Actinopteri, Characiformes, Serrasalmidae. Gene Ontology annotation, cellular component: myofibril; striated muscle thin filament. The record is from RefSeq and is a predicted model, not a curated record. Gene Ontology annotation, biological process: muscle contraction; pointed-end actin filament capping; myofibril assembly. The transcript has 11 exons.
UCUCUCCUGUGGAGCAGAGUGUCAGUAGUAGAGCUGCAGGUCUUUGAGAAGUUGGAGGAGAAGUGGUGGAGGAAGGAGAGAGAGAGCUGGGCUGUGGAGCUGUGUGUACGCUUUCUCCUGUGUGUGUGUGUGUGUGCGCGUGUGUUUCCAGAGCAGUGUGUGUAGCGGUGUGACUCGGACACCGGUCAUUCGCUGCGGCACAUUGGAGCGAGUUGGCGACCCUGAGAAGAAACCAUAUCUGGGCAAAGUAUUCAGCUGAGAGCGCGCGGGAGGGAGCGCUGGGGCUAUAUAUAGACCAGAUCAUCAGUGUGUGAGGUCCUGAGGGUCGGAGGGGGACUCUAGCUGCCUGGGUUUUGGUGCCAGCCCCUCCUUCCUUUCCUUUCCUCUUUUUUUUUUUUUUUUUUUUUUUUUUUUUUCCCCCCUUUCUUUUUUCAUCCUCCUCCUUCCCUCCCACACCCCACCCCGUUCAUCAUGUCGUUCCGUAAGGAGAUGGAGAAGUAUCGGGAUGUGGAUGAAGACGAGCUGCUCCAGAAACUCAGUGAGGAAGAACUGAGGAGGCUGGAGGACGAGCUGGAGGAGCUCGACCCUGACAAUGCUCUGUUGCCCGCGGGUCUGAGGCAGAGGGACCAGACCAAAAAAGCUCCGACUGGAACAUUUCACAGGGACAACCUGCUGGCACACCUGGAGAAACAGGCCAAAGAGCAUCCAGACAGGGAUGACCUGGUGCCCUACACGGGCGAGAAGAGAGGAAAGCCUUGGAUACCAAAGACGAAGGUUGUGGAUCCGAUUCUGGAGGACGUCACCCUCGAGCCGGAGCUGGAAGAGGCCUUGGCUAACGCUACUGAUGCUGAACUCUGUGAUAUAGCAGCUAUCCUGGGUAUGCACACUCUGAUGAGUAAUCAGCAGUAUUAUGAAGCCCUCGCCAGCAGUACCAUCGUUAACAAACAGGGCUUAAACAGUGUGAUCCAGUGUACGCAGUAUAAGCCGGUUCCAGACGAGCAGCCCAAUGACACUGAUGUGGAGGAGACACUCCUGAGGAUUAAACACAAUGACCCUGACCUCGUGGAGGUCAACCUCAACAACAUUAGGAAUAUUCCCAUUGCCACACUGAAAGCCUACGCAGAGGCCCUGAAAAACAACACAGUGGUGGAACGCCUGAGUAUCGUGGGAACACGAAGCAAUGAUCCUGUAGCCCAUGCGUUAGCAGACAUGCUGCACGUGAACACCGCUCUGAGGAGCCUGAACGUUGAGUCAAAUUUUAUCACUGGUGCUGGAAUAAUUGCUCUGGUAGAUGCGCUGCAGCACAACAGCACCCUGCAGGAGCUCAAAAUCGACAACCAGAGUCAGCCCCUGGGUAAUAAGGUGGAGAUGGAGAUAGCCAGCAUGUUGGAGAAGAACAGCACUCUGCUGAAGUUUGGAUACCACUUCACCCAGCAGGGCCCACGCCUACGCUGCUCCAACGCCAUGAUGAACAACAACGACCUGGUGCGUGUAGUUCGGACAGACUCAGACGGAGCCAUCACCUUCACCCUGUCCGUCCCCGAGCUGGAGAGAGCCUUCUGUAAAAAGUUCAAGUUCUCCUCUAAACCCAAUAAGAAAGAGAAGGCUUGAAAGCGGUCCCAUCUUCCCUAAAUGUCGGACAAAUGUGUAGCAGUGGCGGCAGCAGCAGCAGCAACGGCGCCCUCUUGUGGCCUGGAGGUCUGCGGCAGCCUACGUCUCUUAUUUCUAGCCUUUUUUUUUCCUCUUAGAUUUGUAAUGCUGGUUUUUUCGUAGUGUCCUCUUGUCUCACUGUGCACCACUGCGGAGAUCCCUACACAACACAGUCUGUCCUUUAUGGCCUGAAUAUCGAAUGUAACCUCAGAAAAAAUUCUGCUGUUAGUUGAAGAUACAGGAAGGAGGAAGGAUUUUGCUAUAAUAUAUAAAUAUUUUAGAGUGAAAGACAUUUUGAUAGAAUCUGCAGCGGAGCUCGGAGACGUCGAACAGUAAUGAGCCUGAGAUUGUCGAGACUGCCAUGUUGAAGGCGGUUUACCACAGCGUUCUCUUCUGUCGACUGCUACUGUAAAUAAUUAGAUUUCUUUUGGAUAUUAUGGUUGAUUGUGGUUCUGAUGUCCGUGAUCAGAUGAUUCCUGAACCAGCAAAGGAAGCCUGUCAGAGAUUCGCAGGCAAACACGAGUGCAUUCACAAGUACACUUACUUGGGCCGCUAUGCUUGUGAGGAAUGUUCUGGUACUGUGGGGGAAACUUUACCCUGAAGAAAUUAGCUUUGUUGUACUUCAGAGCGUUCCUCACAGUUAUAGCACUACAGCUACACAUGCAUAUUAGGGGUGUAGUAGUGCAAUGUGUUGUUGUAUCGUGGCUAAUACACCAGGCUAAGAGGUGAAUUAGUGGGGUAGUUGGUAAGCUAAGCUUUCUCACGUCCCCCCAGAUUUGAUUGUUUUCGGUCCAUCGCAAAGCACAGCUUCCAAAUAUUGAAUAUACUAAUAAACUGAAAAGGGAUACAUUGUCCCUUAAAGGCAGCCACAAAAUUUAGAUAUUUCUUCCACUCUUUUCUGUUAAUAACGUGCAGACUGGGGUUCAAUACACUACACCAAUAGGAGUCCUUGGGCUAGACUCCUAAUGCUGCCUUCACCUACUGUAAAAUGGUCGACUCUAAAUAAGAGUGUCUGCCGAAUGGCGCAAAUGUAAAAAAACACAAACAGGAAUGUCAGUCACAAAUUGCACUCGCACACUUACAUAGUGCAUCUAACCCGGCGCACACACCGGCAACAACGCGACAAAGCAGCCGGAGGUCAUUCAUUUUCAAUGAGAGCUGGCGAUUUCCCGCGACAGGACGCGGUGCGAACGUUGGCGACGCGAAGUGGGUGGAGUCAGCGACGUGCCAAAGUUGAGUGGGGUUUAACUUUAUGUAAAUAAAGAGUGAAGCGACGUGGCGAUUACCAAUAGAAAGCUUCAUCUCCGCCUCUGUGAAACGAUGCACUCCAUUUUUGGUUCCUUGAUAAUCGUUCCUACCACAGGUGCUAGGAAUGGCGCCGCCGCAGAGAGACUUCAGUACUGACUGCGCAGACACUGGAGUACAGGCAUUUCUAGCGGGAGUUCAUCCGAUUUGUGCUUGGCGGCAGUGAAACCAUGGCAACCAGCAGUCCGCUGUAGUUCAGAAACGCCCACAGGCGAUGAAUGACCACCCUCUGUACAGUGAUGGGAAACACGGUAGCAUGCAGAAAGCUGCGGUUCUACUUGCUAAAACGAUUCUACGGUUGCCAGCAGCGCAUAACCGGUACCGGACCCGCCACGUUUCUAUGUAAACAUAGCGUACAGCACAUCAUCGCAUCAUACGCAAUUGAGUUUUGUGGAUUGUUACGCCCCUAAUACUCAAACACACGUACAUGCACUAGAAUGUACUGAAGGUUUGUCCUGUUGUAACAUGAUGAACGUGGUGUUGGGAUUAGUUAUAAAGCCUUUUACCUGCGUAUGGAGUCACUUCAGUUUUGUUUGAAGACGUGACGUAGGCACAGUAUUGCACAUCUACACUGUAUUUCUGCAUUUACACUUAUUUAAGCGCUUUUGGUGUUUCAGUGUGCCGUUCCUUAUUCGCUCUUUCCUUCAGUCUUCUCUCUCUCUGUGUGUCUCUCUCUCUCAGGUAUAAGCUCAUACCGUAAUAUUGUAAGUAGUAAUGUGCUGAAGUAAAUCCUUGUUAAAUGCACUCGCCGGGAGGUGUGGGUUGUUUCAGAACAGACUUAGGAAUAAUUCCAGGUUUUCCACCUCCCCUCGGUCGUCUGUGUUCUAUCGAUUACCGAAGAUGGUCAUUUUCGAGUUCAAUUCCGAGUACAACUUGUCAGUCAAAUUGUAUUUGAAUACUAGUGGCCACUGUGUUGCUCUCUGACAAACAGCUUGAGCUCAAAUAAACAAACAUUACUCGCCGCCCCAGUGUAAAAGUGUAGCAACAGUCGGGCAUCCCCAUGGCGUAAGUUCUCUGCCUUUUGUUUAUGUUUGGCUUGGCCCAAAUCAUAACUCACCCAAUGAAGUUUAGCUCAACUAAGUAAUUAUGAGGCCUACAGAAAAACCUGACGAUUGAAACUCUCUUAUAAUAGAAGCUAAUGGGCCGUUGCUGAAUUCUCUCAACAAGUCGAUUGAAAAGCGUCUCCAAAUAACCAGUUUAAACUACACCCGUUCAAGUGUCUUAGGAAAGCUGGUCUUUGGAAGUUUCAUCCAACUUUCCUACACUGGAGCAACUAAGUAAGAAAGUAGUUCUGACCCCAGGAGAGACCACACAAGUGGUCCAGUUUCUGAGUAAAAACCAGUAGAAUGUUUACCUGGAGUGAGUCAACUGGGCACGACUGGUCUCUACAGGAAUUUCCACACCUGUCGGCAUCACUAGGAGGGUUCUGCUGGUUUGAGUCAUUGUGUUUCAGCUGGAAGCAAUAGGGUUUUCCAGUUGGCUUUCUACUGGGGCUCCUUUCACUUUACCUAGGGUUUUCCUGAUAUCCUUGGAGAUCAGGCAGACCCUGUGAAGACUCCGCCCUCACGACUACGCUGGUUAUGAAUGGCCAGAAAUUCUUCCCUCUGGAACCCCAGUUCCACCUCUGAAAGAACCAUGUACACAGGUUCCUUUACAUAUAACUUUGAGUGAAGUCUCACACAGAAAAUUUAGUUCAAAGAAUUCAGCAGUUGCCUGUUGGCUUCUGCAGUGAUUUUCAGGGAUGAACUGGUUGUCUGCGGUAAAGGACAGUAAACUACAGGCAAGACGAUGAUCAGGUUGAGAACAGCGGUAUUCCACUGGCACAGGCACACGGAGUGGUUAGCUUUGCAUGGUUUGCUGGGUGAGUAGUUCAAACUCAGGCUAUACUCCACUGUACUCAGUCGGCAUCCAGUCCUCUCGCCAGUGCUCCACUUUACUCUGCCAUACUCCAUCCCGGCUUUGCUAUACUGCUUGAAGGCGUUUGUCCAUCAGGCAGUGCAGCUUGGCAAAGUACGGUUACUAAUCCAAACCCAGAACCCUGCUUGAGUCCAGUUUCCAUACAAAGUCUUGGCAGUCUUGGGUAUCUACUUGAGGUUGGCCAACUCGCCUACUCUACCAAUCCUGCAGUCUCUCUCGAGGAUUUAGUGCUUCGUCCAUUUUGGGUUAUCAGUGCUGCUACACAAAGCCCCGUCCCUUUAGAGGGCAGUAGCACCAAAGCAGUGGCGUCGAGGGUCAAGCGCACACGUUAGCGCACACAAGUUAUGCAUUUCGAAUUCCAGCAAAUUUUAAAAAUUAAAUUGAUGGAAAUCCACUCACAACUACACUCGACCAAUCGGUGGUCUACACCGUCUGUAGCUUCGCUCACAAGUCCAGUCUCAGUACCCUUGGUACUGCGAUAGACAGGGUAACCAAACUCAACACAGGGACUCAAACCUUAUGGGUCACCCGGCAUCAGAAAUGAGGAAACACUGCGUGAUUAGGAACCGUCCCUUGCCUUACUGCACUGUCCGGUGGAAAGCCCAAAUCAUACGCAUGUUUCUGUUCUGAAUGAUUCUCGGUCGUACUCCACUGCAGCACCGCACUGGGCCGUGAUGUUCUCUCCUCAGUCAGCCGUUAGUGUGGAGAAGGACACAGGAUACAGGGCAACGACUCCCAGGGUCGCUGUUUAUCUCUCAUCGUACGGUCGUGGUAGUUCACUUUACUGAUGUUGGUUUUUUUUUGUUGUUGUUGUUUUUGUUUUUUGGUUAAUAAAGAUUGGAAUUAAAGUGUGUA